Messenger RNA from Salarias fasciatus (jewelled blenny), 2374 nucleotides. It is a transcript of the gene sack1e, whose product is annotated as family with sequence similarity 83 member E. Gene Ontology annotation, molecular function: protein kinase binding. NCBI's taxonomy places the organism in Eukaryota, Metazoa, Chordata, Actinopteri, Blenniiformes, Blenniidae. The coding region runs from base 365 to 2242 and encodes 625 amino acids. The transcript is spliced from 9 exons. The record is from RefSeq and is a predicted model, not a curated record. Gene Ontology annotation, biological process: signal transduction.
GUCAGAAACAAGGAGUGGAAGGGUUACGAGGAGCCGGAUGACAGGCAGGGGAGGGGACGGCUGCAGCAGAUCCUCUCAGAUCCUCUCAGAUCCGGAGCCACACACACCUGUCCACCUGGAUCCUCUCUUAAAAUUCUCUUCUUUCGAAGCAAAGCGAUCACAUCAACUCUUUUGAUCUGGUCUUUGGAGGGACGGCACCGCUGCAGAGAAGCUUGACUUUGCCAGAGGGAUGAAUGGAACGAUGUCUUCGGGGAGGCUGAAGGCUGGGAUGCUUUGGCCUCGGAGCAGCUCGUUCCACAGCUUCAGUCAUCAGUGAGACUUUUGACAGGACUUCUUCACAGAGACGAAUCCGAGGACCGCAGCCAUGUCCAACUCCCAGGAGCAGAGUCUGGACGAGAACGUGGUCUUCCUGCCGGUGACCGAGGCCUCGGCAGAGUUCCUGCACUGCGAGCAGGAGCGGGAGGCGGUGGAGCGGCUGCUGGUGGAAGGGCCCGAGGCCUUCUACAGCUCCACCGAGCGCUCCGGCUGCUUCCUGUCCCCCGAGGAGGUGAGCCAGAUCACCGGCUGGGCUCAGACCUACCGCUUCACCCCCCCGCAGACGCAGCAGCUGAACGGGGCGGACGGCCCCUACGACGACGACGACUUCUGCUCCACCUACUUCCCCUGCGAGACGGACAUGCCGACCCCCAACCUGGAGCUGGGCUGGCCGGAGCGAGACCCCUGGCUGCUGCAGGGGAACAUCACCGUGCACACCAGCCCCCCCGCCGAGGGCGAGCCCGCCGUCAGGGAGAUCAUCAGACGUCACCUACAGAGAGCCAGCCAAGUGAUUGCCAUUGUGACGGACCGGCUGACAGACAGUGCAGUAAUCGGUGAUUUGCACCACGUUGCUUCGCGAGGCGUCCCCAUCUACAUCAUCCUGAAUCGACGGUCCAUUCAGGAGAAUUUCACGCUCAACAGGCUCAGGCACCCGAACAUGCGGGUCCGAGUCCUCGGUGGGAAGAGCUUCUGCACCAGAACGGGCCGGAUGGUGGUCGGGGAAAUGAAGAACAAGUUUAUUCUGGUGGAUUUAGAGGUGGUGAUUCAUGGCAGCUACAGCCUCACCUGGACGGACGCUCACCUGCACCGGCAGCUCAUCACCGUCCUCACCGGCCCGGCCGUCGAGGCGUUUGAUCGGGAGUUCAGGAUCCUGUACGCCGCCUCCACCCCGGGGCCCGAGAAGUGGAGCAUGGCAGGGAGCCACGCCAGUGUGUCUCUUCAACUGAAAGACUUCUCAGAUCCCGGCUUCAACAAGACGCUCUCCACCGAGCCUGAAGUCCUGAACCCUCCGUCCCCGCCGUCGGACUGCUUCCUGGACUGGGAGGCCAUGGGGGUCGUCCAGAGGGACAGCAGCGGCUUCUCAGAAAGCCCUCUAUAUCAACACCAGGACAUUUCGGUCCAGGAGGUGCAGCUGCAGCACCUAAACACUCCGGUUCUGGACGGAUUUACCAGCAGACAGGAGCAGUUUGUGGACAGGAACAGGAUUUAUGAAAACACUUCCCCACUGACCAGUCCUGUGCCAGAAAGAUUUACAGGUUCCAAACUCACGGAUCUCUCACCAACAGAGGCAGCAAUUCCUGAAAGAAUGCAAAGGAUAGAGAACAGAAUAAAGAUGGCUGUUAUCAGUCAACUCUCCGAUGAGAAAAACAAUCAUUUACCUGAAGAAAAUCCAACAAGACUGGACACCAAAGCAAAAGAGCCUCCACACAUGUUUUUAUCUGCUCUGAGGAGGGAGCGCUCCAGGAAGGGCUACGUCCUGGAAGAGGAGAGCAACACGGACGAAAGCGGCCUCAGCUUGGAAAACUCUCCAUCCUCUCGGAAACCUGUGAUCCUGAGGACGCCGCAGUCGGAGAGCUUCAGCUCGCUGAGCGACAUCAUGAAGAGGAUCCAGCAGAGGACUUCAGGCUUUUUAAAGAAAGGACCCAACUCAGAGCGAACGCAGUCCAUGCUGGAUCUGAGCAGAUACAACCCAGACGCCAGCGACGAGGAGAGAGGACUCCCCGUGCCCCGGUACAAGGGCGGUUUUGAGCCGGAUCCGAUGACUCCUGCUUUGGCGCUGAUGAAGAAGAGGAACGACAAUGUGAAAUCUGCUCUGCUCGGACUUUCAAAGAACUUCCCAGUCAGGGAGCGGCCUCGCAGCUCCAGCUACGCUCUCAACAUGGACUGGAGGAGGUCACUGACUGAGAGGGAAGCAGAGCAGGAAUGAGGAGCGUCUGAAGAGGAAAAGGUCGUAACAAGCUGUGCACACCUCUGCUAAUAUGAAGGACAACCAUGUCUGUUGAUUGGAUGUUUCUCACUUAAAGCAUUCUGUAAAUAAUAAAACAUUUGUUGUGAAUGA